Messenger RNA from Varroa destructor (honeybee mite), 4244 nucleotides. RefSeq names its product protein phosphatase 1 regulatory subunit 12C-like. Lineage: Eukaryota; Metazoa; Arthropoda; Arachnida; Mesostigmata; Varroidae. Gene Ontology annotation, cellular component: cytoplasm. Gene Ontology annotation, molecular function: protein kinase binding; phosphatase regulator activity; enzyme inhibitor activity. The record is from RefSeq and is a predicted model, not a curated record.
AUAAUUCUUAACACAUGUUCAUUUUAGGUCACACCUUGCAUUGCCAGGCUUAGACUGGUAGUCUCCAGCUUCACAGUUCAAGAGAACACGAAGCGCAAAAAUCUGAACUUUUGUUCUUUACUCAGGUAACCCAAAAAAUGGUUAUGCUAGCUUAUAGAGUCGAGAUUUUUUUUUUUUCAUUUUCAGUUCACAAUGGCUAACUAUUUCUUAAAACAUUUAAAUGUUAGCUAAGUAAUUAUUGCUAUAUAUGAUACGUCACCAAGCGUUUAUUCCUCAAAGGCUUGGCCGCUUCGACAGCGAUGCAACGGAGAAAGGAGUGCCCCGCCUAGUUGGCCAAAUGCUGCUUGCCCGUUUACGUCUAGCAAAGUAAGCAAAAUCAUUCCGGUCGCAGCAGUCAUCAUCGUCUUGUUUAUAUUUAGCCUUUAUAGAGCAACGAUAGGCUCGAACAGAACACGGCCGCCUUUUGGUUAGUCGGUUUCAUGAGUUGGUUGCUUGAGUACAGGGCCGAGAGAGAGUGAGAGAGCACUAAUGGCUGAGCUGCUGAGCUUUGAAGUCUUUGCCUAAUUGAAUAGUAUUUAGAUGUUUAAGCUAGUGAAUGAAAGUAUAUGGACCUGCUGAAGAGAAGAAAUGCGGGUUCGAAUAUUUGAAUCUUGCUAUAAGGAGUAGGCACUGUUAAAUCGUGCUGUCAAAAAGAACGAACAAUAAUCAAAAAAUAGUGUUGACAUUUGGUGUAUGUGAAUUUCAUGCAUAUUAAAGGCUAUAUCAAGUGGACAGUGAAGAAAUCGAAAUUCAGCGGUCACAACAACCCUUCGUAGCGGUUGAUAUAGUGAGAGGGCGUCGUUGUGAUGAUAUUCGAUGUGCGUGAGUGUGUAAUUCAAGUGAACCUGCAGCCUCAAUUAAACGCCAUUAACGUCUUCCACCCACCAUCGCUAACCUCUUUCAUGUCGAAACACAUGCGGUACCGUAGAUGAAAAGGCUAACAUGACCUAGAUACAACGUUAAAUCGAAAGCACAGAAUUGUGAAUAUGGCCACAGGUUGAUAGAGAAAGUGGCCACAAAAAGGAGUUGACCCAGGUUGAUAAAAAGCGCAACAACUCGGCCUCUGCUAUGGCGUUGCAGGGGAGCGCAAAAGAAGCUCGGGCCAAACGGAAGGAGCAAUUACGAUUGUGGGAGGAGUCAGAAACAAACUUGGUUGAUUUAGAUUCUCAGCCCACGUCACGCCCUGCUAAAAGUGUUCGUGUUAAAUUCAAUGAAGAGUGUAUGUUCUUAGCGGCAUGUGCGGCCGGUGAUAAAGAUGAGGUGGAUCGGUUGUUGGCGGCCAAUCGGGCCAACAUCAACACGGUCAACGUUGACGGUUUGACCGCCCUUCACCAGGCUUGUAUAGACAACAACCUUGAAAUGGCUGAAUUUCUUAUCGAGCGUGGAAUUGACCUUAACCGAGGUGACAAUGAAGGCUGGACACCGCUUCACGCGACUGCAUCGUGUGGAUACGUAUCUAUAGCGCAGCUGUUGCUCGAAAAAGGAGCGCGUUUGGAUGUAGUAAACGUUGACAACGAGUUGGCUAUAGAUCGCGCUGAGGAAGCCGAGAUGAAAGCAUUACUUGAAAAAGAAGCCAGUAAAAGGGGUAUAGACGCGGAUAGCGUACGACAACAAGAACAAAAAAGAAUGUUGGAAGAUGUGAAAAAAGCGUUAAGUGCGGUGCGUGCAAAAUCUGGCCCCGGUUGUCAGCCGCUUGUUGUUGAUACUCGAACAGGUGCAACGGCAUUACAUGUCGCUGCUGCCAAAGGCUACAGUGAAGUGGUUCACGUGCUUUUAAAGGAGGCAGCUCUUAGGAGUUCAUCUCUACAGAAGGUCGUACACUGCAAUGAUCUUGAUGGUUGGACGCCGUUACAUGCGGCUGCUCACUGGGCACAAAAGGAGGUGUGUGAAAUGCUUGUCAAGGAAGGCCUCGCUGAUAUGGAUAAAGUAACUCAUUCGGGUCAAACAGUAGCUGAUGUUUGCGACGAGUCUUUGACGGAGUAUCUAGAGGAUUUGCGAGCCAAACGCCCAAUGUGGAUUGAAGAAAGAGAAAAGAUGUACAAGGAACAUCGGGAGAUCGAAUCCCCGCCACAUGAGGUGGUUACGUUAUCGCUUAAGCCGAUGCCGGCUGCCUUUAAGCGACGCUCCUCGGUAACGCGCAUGAGUGUUGGCGAUCGGAGCCAUCUUAAGGACCUGUCGGCGGAGCGCAUUAGCGAACACCAUAGCGCGACUGCCACAGAACUACGGGAUAACGCCUGUAUUCCCGAGGAGCAGCCAUCGGUGGAGGCAACUUUUGAAUUGCCGGCCCCUCCUCCUUUACCGCGUUCUGAGCCUCCGCCACUUGACGGUUCAACGCCGUCAACGCCAGGAUCGGUGUCCUCCCCAAACUCCAUAAACGCUUCCGCGACUUCUGGCGGAGCCCAUUCGCCAAUUUCAUUGUCUUCCAGUGGUUCCGUAUCGACUACGGCGACACUCAACCUGAGCAGUGCAUCAUCUACGAAUAACUCGGUUGCGGGUGUAAAGAGAAGUUUCGUCGCGCCUGUUCGAGAUGAGGAAUCUGAAACGCAGCGGAAGGCACAUGCUAAACGCGUAAGAGAAACCCGACGCAGCACACAAGGUGUUACUUUGGAGGAUAUCAAAAGUGCGGAAGAACAUCUGAAGGGAACAAACGACCCGAGCGCUGUAAAGUCGGUGUCAGAUGCUGACUGUUCUGCUACGAUUCACAUCUCACUUACAGUUCCUCCAACGACGGCGCCACUCCCCUCUAUGGAACUUGGAAGUGAUUCAAGCCUCGAAAGGAGAACUUCAUGGAGGGAAAGGGCAGCUGCUGAACAAAGACAGCGUCAAAUAGAGGAUGCACCUCACCUUAAAAUCGUGGAUAGUAUCGAGGCUGUUCACCACAAUACAGUUGGGUCAAUGGCGGGCAGCAAUAACAAGGACAACAACAGUAACAGCGCGGCAGCUUCACCGCUUGUAACACAAUCGCCGAUGGCCACAGGCGGAGUUACAACCCCGGAUACUGAGGACGACUCUUUAACGGCCCAAGCAGCCACGAAUAGUAGGACUCGUAGACGGGCAAAGCGUCGAAGUACGGGAAUAUGUUCACAAGCUUCCUCUGGAGGAUCAGGAGACCAAAACGCAGAUGAUACCACAAAAACCACUUUGGACCAGUUAGAAGCUGAGAACACGCAAGCUCGCUUGGCUAUAUCUGCUAUUCAAUUACGGAGUCAAUCAUCGGAGAAGGAAAACGCUUCGUCGACCGCGCCGAGUGACUAUAAAAAGCUAUACGAACAGGAGCAGAGUGCUAGGUCUGGCCUUCAAAAAGAACUGGAGUCGGCACGGAAGGAGAAAGAGCAUUUACGGGAGCUUCUGUCAGAGAAGGAAGAGCUGGUGCUUGAGGUAAAGAAAAAACUGGAGCAUGAGCGAAGUCGUCGAUUAGAAGCAGAGAACAAUCUUCGGGAUGUACAGAAUGAUAUACGGAACGUGGAUACGCUAAAAAAGAAAAUUGACCUCAUGCAGGAAGAGAACGCAGCUCUUAUUCGCGUCAUCUCUAAACUUUCCAUCAACACAAGUCAUAGUAGUAAAUAGAAAAAAUAUAAUCUGAGCCGCUUCCUCAUCAAGUCAACAUGACUCGCUGGCUAUUCCGGGGCUUUUUUAAACGACAAGAUAGGUCGGAUUGAUCUGGUGGAGAGUCAGCCGGUUAAAUGAAAAGAUAAACCAAUACGACAACACGCGAAUAUCCUUUCACAAUUCUACAUUACAAGAAGUACUAUUGUUAUCGUUGAGAAUUUAUUAUAUUAGCAAUAAUGAUGAUAAAAGAUUGUAUGUAUGCUCCUUCAUUCUAGACAACGUACAUCUUAUACUGUUUCGACGUUUUUAAGUAAACGCGUAUGCUUUUAGGCUCAGAGUUGUUUUUCGCCACGAAAACUAGGGAAACGUAUUAAAUCUUCGUUACUAAUUGUGAAACUGUACAGAUGCUUAGUCACAUGUAUCCAUCCACUUGCUUACUUGAUACCAUACGGCAUUUUUAUUGUGUGCUUUGGGAGGUCAUGUAUGCGCCCUAAUGCACGCUACACUAAAUAUCAUGUCGUAAACCUUUGGCAUCAGGAACUUCAUUGUCGGUCUCGCUGCGAGCUGAAGUAUUUUAGAAGUAUCUCGAAAAUAACAAGGUGGUGUUAUGACCUUUUCUAGUAGCGAGCUGAGUUAUUAGUGGCUAGGUAUAACCU